Molecule: messenger RNA, 822 nt
Organism: Acanthamoeba castellanii str. Neff
Lineage: Eukaryota; Discosea; Longamoebia; Acanthamoebidae
Exons: 6
Coding region: 1-822 (273 amino acids)
Molecular function (GO): FMN binding
Source: RefSeq, a predicted model, not a curated record
AUGUCGCACCAUCCCCCAUUCAAGCAGGUAGAGGCUGCGCGCCCGGACUUUGAGGAGGAACCGUUUGCCUACACCAAGACGCCGGCGCCGGAGUGGGUGCCGGGCCAGGGCUCGAACCAGCUGCCGUGGCCGGUCGACGCACCGUUCAAGCACAUCGACCCCGCGCACGAGCAACCCGGCCUCGUCUACAAGCUCAUAAUCGGCGGCAUCGACGAGCACGGCAAGCAGAACCUUGCGCCCUUCUCCUACUUUGCGCCCUGCGGGCACAACCCGCCGAUGGUCGUUUUCUCGUGCUCGAGCCCAGGGCCAGACAAGCAGAAGGACACGUGCAACAACGUCAAGACGACCAAAGAGUUUGUGGUCAAUAUCAUUUCGGAGGCGUUCAUCGAGGCGGCCAACUACACCAGCAUCGAUGCGCCGGCGGACCUGAGCGAGUGGGACCUGGCCGGACUGACCAGGGAGCCCAGCCAGGUGGUCAAGCCCCCGCGGGUCAAGGAGAGCGCCUUCAGCAUGGAGUGCGUGCUCGAGCACUACUACGACAUGAAGGACGAUGAGGGCCGAGUGACGGGCACGUCGCUCUUUGGGCGAGUCAAGCUCUUCCACGUGCGGGAGGACGUUCUGCAGCCCAACUACGUCAUCGACCAGGCCAAGCUGCAGAGCAUGAGCCGGUUGGGCGGCAUCUCCUACGGACGGACGACGAAGGGUCUGGAGCUCGCUCGGCCGGUCUGGUCACCGGUGGAGAGCCAGCGAAAGGAGGUCGAGCAGGCCCUCCUGCCCGUGAACAACCCGGGCAGCACCAAGGCAGACGCGCCGCCAUCUUGA